AUGACGGCGGUCAUGGCCUUGCGCGCCGCAAUACACAAUCUUUGCUCGAUCCCAGUCAAGGAUUUGCCCUCGACAGCUGAAUAUAUUGCUACUACUAUUAGCGAAUGCAGUGCGAUACUGUCCGUGCCUGCAAAUCAAGGUCAAUCCGCCGGUGAGCCUGACAGAGCAGUGCUCCUCCAGAAAUUGAAAGCCCGCAUCACCAGCCUGCUACAGGAUAAAACGGUUGAAGGACGCUGGACUGGCGUUAUUCUUGUGAAAGCGACUGUUGAAUCCGGGAAAUGGGAAAUCUUGCGUGGUUGCGAGUCCUGGGUUCGCCAUAUACUGGCUGUAUUGGGUAAACCGGACCCAUUGUCGUUAAAGAAACUGGGUAUUUUGUGCCUCACGCGGAUAUUCCAGCUGACGCAUGCAUAUCCGACCUUAACUCGGGAGAUCACUACGCCUACUCUACCACAGUUCAUAACAGCUUGUCUGAACAUUAUAUCCACACAAGCCGGCACCGACAAGCGAAGAACGUUGAAAUACGGAAACUCUUUAACCGAUACUGUACUGUGCUCCUUUUUAACUCUUCUUCCAAACCAUCCAACAAUUUUCCGACCUUUCUCCGGGCAGCUUCAUUCCCUUGUGUUGCCACUGGUAGCUUCGUCAAAUUCAGCAAACGUCAUUCCUCAGUCUACCAGGUGGGCUGCCCAGCAACUAUUGAUAUCGCUCCAUAACUGCGCUCCAAAGAAUACAGGGAAUGAAGAAUGGACCAAUGCCAUCCGGAGCACAAUUCUAUCUGCCCAUCGAACCACAGACCACUUAUUCAGGGCAGUAGUAGAGCAUUGGAAUUCGGUUGAUUCCACGUUAAGAUAUGGAAUUGACCGUAGACCUUCACAUGCGCCUAUUGGUAACGAUGGACUUGAUCCUCUCGGACUCCCUGCUUGGACUGGAAUACAGCAAGGAAGUGGGCGAUUAGUUGGCCUACUAGAGCUUUUGUCAAGCUUCCUUAAGUCAAAGUCGAACUCGACCGUUUCUGUACCCGUGGGUUCAAUCCUUGAUUUAACUUGCCGGUUAGGAUCGAUUUCACCUCUUUCAUUCUCUGGUGAACAUGGUGCUUCCAUCAACCCCGAGAUUGGUAGAGACGAAAGAGAGGGGCUGUUGAGCGUAAUACCUGCCAUGUAUGUUGCCGCCUUGGGCGUACUGCAGUCUCUCCUCGAGGUUUUUGGCUCUGAGAAUCCCUCAAUCGCCCGAAGCUGCCUAGAGCAGACUAUCUGGAUGUUCACGUCGUCAAAUUCCGUCCGAUCCGUUCGAGAAGCGGCGUAUAAAUGCUUUACCACGUCACUCAUGAUCCUGGGGCCGACGUUGACCAAAUCAGAUAUUGCAUCACUAGCACCAGCUCUUCAAGCCUCGUGCAGUGAUCUAGUGCCAAUAAAAGAUUCUACCACCGUUACUGAAAACACGGUUCCGAGCGGUAAGGGGAAAACAACUUCAACCGGAACCACAAAUGCAGAUGCAUUCCUACAGAACAAAGCGAAAGUACUACCUGAAAAUUAUACUAUCACCGAGUUUGGACCUCUCGCAGAAUCAGCGACUAGGGUAUUACUCACGACCCUCACAUAUGUUCAAACUGAGCAUAUUCCCUUGUCACUUCGUGCGAAGAUUGAUCGCACGUCAAUUCUCUCCGGCAACAGUGAUCUCAUGAUGACCUGUGUUCUCAAUCCGAUACCCAUGACUGAGUCUCAACGUGGACAUCCUAGUAUACUUCCCUUCCUAGCAAGAAGCCAGCCUAAUAACUUUAGGGUUGAAGGGUUACUUCGACCUCGUAUGCCUGUGAUAUUCACCGGAGUAGGCAGGAGAGGAAGGACUGAAACUGAAGAUCAUGAAAAUUACAAUGAAGUAGAGACACAUGGCGGUGACACAGAGAGUAGACCAUACCCUAACGUACGGGAGUCCCUUGCGGAAAGGUUUGGGCCCCGCCCGGCACCUGUAUCCGUUGAAAAUACCACUCUACCGAGUGACGCUGAAAUAGGGAAUAAACGAAGACACCAGGAUGAUGUUGAUAAUGCUUUUCCAGCCGGCUCACCCCAGUUCGACAAACGACCUCGGAUUCAACAUGACACACCAACGUCCUCUGAUGCUUUGCCAAGCGGACAAGUUGCACAAGCCCUUGAAGUUCUAUCAAGCUCAUUAGGCCGCUCAAAUGAUCAGGAUACUUUGAAAACGAAUGUGUUUCCAGGGCCUAGGGAAAUCAAGCAUUCCGCUCAAAACAAACCGCUAGAGCCUAGUCAACCGCCAACAGCGAUCCAGGGUAAUGAAGAAGUUUCUGCGACUGGUGCUGACAGUGAUGAUGAGAUUCCUCAGUUGAAUAUUGAAUCUGAUACUGAUGAUGACGGUGGAGACUGA
Nannizzia gypsea CBS 118893 is the source of this 2382-nucleotide messenger RNA. RefSeq lists its product as hypothetical. Lineage: Eukaryota; Fungi; Ascomycota; Eurotiomycetes; Onygenales; Arthrodermataceae. The coding region runs from base 1 to 2382 and encodes 793 amino acids. Gene Ontology annotation, biological process: rRNA processing. The transcript has 2 exons. The record is from RefSeq and is a predicted model, not a curated record. Gene Ontology annotation, cellular component: nucleus.